GCUGGCAGGUUAUUAGCCAGGUAGAAAACUGCCAAAGGGCAGGGUUUGGGGUGGCAGACUUUUAGUUAUACUUCUGUUCCUCUCUCCUGGUUCCCCAGAAUCAGGAAGGUGAUGGGUUGAACCAGAGGCCAGAGUGGAGACGGAUCCUCUUAUUCGCUGUUUAACCUGGGGCAAAACACUUAACUUCUCCACGCCUGUUUUCUCAUCUGUAAAAUGGAAAUACUGCUCUUACUGGCUGGCUGUGUGGAUUAGGAGAGAAGACCCAAAAGUAUGGAGCCCGGCAGCAGGCACGCAGUAAACACUCACUUGAUGGUAGUAGCUGUUGAGUUGUACUGUGAAAUUCAUUCUUUUAAAAAAGUUUUUAGAUACAGGUUGUAUUUAGAAUGUUGAAUUGGUAUUUCAAGAAAGUUUUGAUAUGUGAGGAAGGGAGAAGAAACUGAGUGUUUGAAAUGAUGGGGUGGGAACAGUGAGUAAAGAGUACUAUUAGUACUUCACCAGCGUCGAAAUAACAUCCGUUUCAUUUAUCUUGCUACAAAAAUGAAUGCAGUGAGCACAAGGAUUGAUCUAGAAGUAUCUGGCCUGUGAUUGAAAAGAUACUGAUACACUUCCUAGGCCUGGCAGCUAAAAUCAGAAGUGCGCUCAGUCGUCUCAACAUGCCCUCUGUUCUGUUGCUGGAGGCCAUCUGCAUUUUCUUGUUUGCUGGAGCGCCGGCCUGCCUCCCUCUCCAGGAAGUCCACGUGAGCAGGGAGACCCUUGGGAAGAUUGCAGCCGCCAGCAAAAUCAUGUGGUGCUCAGCUGCGCUGGAUGUCCUGUUUCUGAUAGAUGGCUCUUACAGCAUCGGGAAAGGGAGCUUUGAGAGAGCCAAGCACUUUGCCAUCACAGUCUGCAACGCUCUGGACAUCAACCCUGAGAAGGUCAGGGUGGGAGCGGCCCAGUUCAGUUCUGCUCCGUGGCUGGAAUUCCCCUUGGACUCCUUGUCAACCCAACAGGAAGUGAAGACAAAACUCAAGAGCAUGGUUUUCAAAGGAGGACCCACAGAGACAGGCCUCGCUCUGAAAUAUUUCCUGCGCAGAGGGUUCCCUGGGGGCAGAAACGCCUCUGUGCCCCAGGUCCUCAUCAUCGUCACUGACGGGAGGUCCCAAGGACACGUGGCCCUGCCAGCCAAGCAGCUGCAGGAAAGAGGGGUCACUGUGUUUGCCGUGGGGGUGCGCUUUCCCAGGUGGGAGGAGCUGCACAUGCUGGCCAGUGAGCCCAGGGAGCAGCACGUGCUGAUGGCUGAGCAGGUGGAAGACGCCACCAACGGCCUCUUGAGCAGACUUAGCAGCUCCGACAUCUGUACCUUCGCCUCUCCAGACUGCAAGGUCCAGCCUCACCCCUGCGAGCGCAAGACACUGGAGACAGUCAGGGAGCUUGUCGGCAACGCCCUGUGCUGGAGAGGAUCCCGGGGGACCGAUGGUGUGCUGGCUGCGCCCUGUCCUUUCUUCAGCUGGAAGAGAGUGUUCGUGAGCCACCCGGCCACUUGCUACAGGACCACCUGCCCAGGCCCCUGUGACUCGCAGCCUUGCCGGAACGGAGGCACGUGUGUUCCAGAAGGACGGGACAGGUACCAGUGCCUGUGCCCACCGGCUUUCAGAGGGCAGGCUGACUGCGCGCCGACGCUGAGCCUGGAGUGCAGAGUAGAUGUCCUCUUCCUGCUGGCCAGCUCGGCGGGCACCACGCUGGAGGGCUUCCUGCGCGCCAAGGCCUUCGUGAAGCGGUUUGCGCAGGCCUCGCUGAGUGAGGACACCCGCGCCCUCGUGGGCGUGGCCCGGUACAGCGGGGAGCUGGAGGUGGCAGUGCCCGUGGGCGAGUACCAGGACGUGCCCGACCUGCUCAGGAGCCUCGAUGCCAUCCCCUUCAGCGGCGGCGCCACCCUGACGGGCAGUGCCCUGCGGCAGGCGGCAGAGCGCGGCUUUGGGAGCGCCAGCAGGACCGGCCAGGACCGGCCCCGCAGAGUGCUGGUCCUGCUCACCGAGGCCCGCUCCCAGGACGAGGUGGCCGGCCCCGCGCGCCACGCCAGGGCCCGGGAGCUGCUCCUGCUGGGCGUGGGCAGCGAGGCCGUGCGGGCGGAGCUGGAGGAGAUCACAGGCAGCCCAGAGCACGUCAUGGUCUACACCGACCCUCAGGACCUGUUCAACCAGAUCCCGGAGCUGCAAGGGAAGCUGUGCAGCCGGCCGCAGCCAGGCUGCCGGGUACAGUCGCUGGACCUGGUCUUCACGCUGGACGCCUCGGCCUCAGUGGGGCCUGAGAAUUUCGCCCAGAUGCAGAGCUUCGUGCGAAGCUGCACCCUUGAGUUUGACGUGAACCCGGACGUGACCCAGAUCGGCCUGGUGGUGUAUGGCGGUGGCCAGGUCCAGACAGCCUUCGGGCUGGACAGCCACGUCGCCCGUCCUGCGGUGCUGCGGGCCAUGAGCCAGGCCCCCUACCUGGGCGGGGCAGGCUCAGCAGGCACAGCCUUGCUGCACAUCUAUGACCAGGUGAUGACUGUCCAGAGGGGUGCCCGGCCCGGCGUCCCCAAGGCCGUGGUGCUGCUCACCGGUGGGCGGGGGGCAGAGGACGCGGCCGUCCCUGCCCAGAAGCUGAGGGACAAUGGGGUCUCUGUCUUGGUGGUGGGCGUGGGGCCCGUCCUGAGCGAGGUGCUGCGGAGGCUUGCAGGUCCCCGGGACGCCCUGAUCCACGUGGCGGCCUACACAGACCUGAGGUUCCACCGGGACGCGCUCAUCGAGUGGCUCUGUGGAGAAGCCAAUCGGCCCGUGAACCUCUGCAGACCCAGCCCAUGCAUGAACGAGGGCACCUGCGUCCUGCGGAACGGGAAUUACCUCUGCACUUGCCGAGAGGGCUGGGACGGCCCCCACUGGGUCCUGAGAGGAGAUGCCCUCAGGGCACAAGGCUCCCGUCCACAGCCUGCAGGAGGGCAGCAGCCCGGCCCCUCCCAGCAACUCCCGAGAAGGCCCCGGCACCCUGGACGCUGAAAGGACGCCUGCCCUCGGCGCAGCAUCCCUGCUUGCGGGGUCCCCCGAGCAUCUGCCUCCAGCUCUGUCCAGAGCCCGCCUGCCCGCUCCUCCCCCAGGGAGAAGAGACGCCCCAGCUGUAGACAGUGCUGCUUCGGGACACGGUAGCAGCUGUUCUCACUUGCUAAUGAUGGUGUUGAAAACGCUCGACGUGUGAGUAAAUAUUUCCUUUCUGUAGCUAGUUGUGCCCUGUCGAGCUUGUCACCUCCCCCACCCCCAGGAGAAACAAAGGAACCUGGAGACUUUUGAUGGCCCGUGGGAAGCUCACUUGGCCCACAACUCAUGUUGGGACAGUAAUGCUCAAAAGGAGGCAGUGACUAGAGUGUCGUUCAGACCACUGAAGUGAUGGCAUCUCAAGAUGGAGAAAGUGCAGAACUUUUCACAAUCUUGCCCUAACGAUGUCCUGGAUGCAUUUGUUUUGUUUCAAAAGGGGCUUGAGCGGCAUUUGUGGCUCCUGGGGAGUGGAUCUGUGCGGGGCAGAGACUUGGAAAAGCCCCAGACUGGAACGUGCC
Molecule: messenger RNA, 3562 nt
Organism: Miniopterus natalensis
Lineage: Eukaryota; Metazoa; Chordata; Mammalia; Chiroptera; Miniopteridae
Source: RefSeq, a predicted model, not a curated record